This is a messenger RNA of Telopea speciosissima, 842 nucleotides long. RefSeq names its product NAC domain-containing protein 1-like. The coding region runs from base 15 to 842 and encodes 275 amino acids. Gene Ontology annotation, biological process: regulation of DNA-templated transcription. The transcript is spliced from 3 exons. Gene Ontology annotation, molecular function: DNA binding. The record is from RefSeq and is a predicted model, not a curated record. NCBI's taxonomy places the organism in Eukaryota, Viridiplantae, Streptophyta, Magnoliopsida, Proteales, Proteaceae.
UUGUUUCAUGUCAAAUGGAUAAAGCUGGGAAGAAUAAGUCAGAUCUUCCACCUGGGUUUAGGUUUCAUCCAACUGAUGAGGAACUCAUCAUGUAUUACCUGAGAAAUCAAACAAUGUCAAGGCCAUGUCCUGUAUCAGAUAUUAUACCAGAAAUCGAGAUUUAUAAAUUUGAUCCAUGGGAGUUACCUGAGAAGGCAGAUUUUGGGGAGAAAGAAUGGUAUUUCUUUAGCCCAAGAGACCGUAAGUAUCCGAAUGGGAUUCGCCCCAAUCGGGCUACAGGUUCUGGUUAUUGGAAGGCUACAGGCACUGAUAAGGCCAUUCACAGUGGAUCUCAGUAUGUUGGUGUGAAGAAAGCUCUGGUUUUCUACAUAGGUCGCCCACCUAAAGGUGUGAAGACUGAUUGGAUUAUGCAUGAGUACAGGUUGGGUGAUUCAAACAGGAGACCAGCUAACAAACUGGUUGGGUCCAUGAGGUUGGAUGACUGGGUUCUCUGCAGAAUCUAUAAGAAGAGGCAUUUGAGCAGUUCAUCAGUUGUGGAGAAAGAAGAAGAUGAUCAAAUAAUCAAUAACACAACACAAAUCAACUCAUCCGUUGCUAAUGGAGAAGAAACAGCAUCUGUAGUACUUCCAAGGACGUUUUCGAUUACUCAUUUAAUGGAUGUGGACUAUUUCUCUCUCUCUCAGCUGUUAAGUGAGAAUUCACAGCUGGGUUCAAUCGCCGAGUUCCAAACGACUGGAAACAAUGGUGGAAAUAACCAGAAUACACUCUUCAAUAUCAAUCAGCAACCUAUACAUGUGAACCCAUUCUUUGAAGAUUUCAGUAAUUAUAAGAAGAGUCAAUAA